Molecule: messenger RNA, 4913 nt
Organism: Phyllopteryx taeniolatus (common seadragon)
Lineage: Eukaryota; Metazoa; Chordata; Actinopteri; Syngnathiformes; Syngnathidae
Product: polypeptide N-acetylgalactosaminyltransferase 18-like
Exons: 11
Coding region: 229-2067 (612 amino acids)
Cellular component (GO): Golgi apparatus
Source: RefSeq, a predicted model, not a curated record
UCAGAAAGCUUCGCAAGGGCUCGCAGAGCUUUUGACUCAGUAACCGAUGAGCACACUCUCUCUCUCUCGCUCGCGCUUUCGCAGCAAUUCCCGACUGUGGGAAUCAAGGCGAAACUAAAACAUGUCUUGAGGACUUGUGACUCCGCACCUGUGCGUCUUUCGCCUCUCACGCGCCUCGGACACAGGAGGGAGAGGAACGAGGAGCCCGCCGAGGGAGGGGAUGUCGCGAUGCUGUGCACCAGGAGGACUAAAACUUUGGUGUCGACAUGCGUGAUUGUGAGCGGCGUGACCAACAUCGCGUGUCUCCUCUACGUCGGCUGGAUCACCAAGUUCCUGGCGAGCAGCGACCCUAAAGUUGCGGAGGCGGGCGUCGAGGCGCGCAGAAAGUUGGGGGAGGACAGCGGAGGGGAGACCCUGAGGAUCGUGGAGAGGCUGGACGAGCUGGAGAGGGUCGUCAACGAGCACAUCAAAGAUAAACCCCAGAAGGAAGACGCUUCAUCCUCAUCGGCCUCAGACCCCACCACCUCACUCUUUGAUCACUGGGGUCAUGACUUGGGCCCAGAAAGUCGAAGGGUUGCCAUCAAAAAGUUCCGCUAUUAUGGUUACAACAGCUACCUUAGUGACCGGAUCUCCAUCACACGGCCAAUCCCGGAUUUUCGGCCGGACGGAUGUAAAAACAUGUGGUAUUCAUCUGACCUUCCUCAGUUGAGUAUCAUUUUCAUCUUUGUCAAUGAGGCCUUGUCAGUGUUGCUGCGCUCCGUGCACACAGCCAUUCAGAGGACUCCAUCCCAUUUACUCAAGGAGAUUGUACUAGUGGACGACCACAGCACCAACUUGGAACUAAAAGAGCACCUUCAGAGUUUUGUAGAUGAGAUGAACGGUCAGCAUGGACCUGAGUUCAUCAAAGUGGUCCAUCAUGACAAACAGGAAGGACUGAUCAGGUCCAGAGUCAGUGGAUGGAGGGUUGCUUCAGCACCUGUGGUCGCUCUAUUUGAUGCACAUGUGGAAUUCAACACUGGGUGGUCAGAGCCAGUUCUUCAGCGAAUAAAAGAGGACCGUACUCGGGUGGUGUCUCCAUCUUUUGACAAUAUCAAAUAUGACACAUUUGAGAUGGAAGAGUACCCGUUGUCUGCUCAGGGAUUCGACUGGGAGCUUUGGUGUCGAUACCUCAACCCACCCAAGUCUUGGUGGACGCUGCGCAACCACACAGCUCCUAUCAGGAGUCCCGCUCUUAUUGGAUGCUUUGUGGUCGACAGGAAGUUCUUUGAGGAAAUUGGCCUACUCGACGAGGGGAUGGAAAUUUACGGAGGGGAAAAUGUGGAGCUUGGCAUCAGGGUAUGGCAGUGUGGUGGCAGCGUGGAGGUGCUUCCCUGCUCCAGGAUUGCUCACAUCGAGAGAGCCCAUAAGCCUUACACAGAAAACCUGACAGCCCUCGUACGUCGAAAUGCUUUAAGAGUGGCCGAGGUCUGGAUGGACAACUAUAAGAGUCAUGUCUACAUGGCCUGGAACGUUCCAUUUCAGAACUCAGGAAUAGAUAUUGGUGACAUUUCUGAGAGAAGAGCUCUACGAUCCAAACUCAAGUGUCAACCAUUCAGCUGGUUCCUUGCCAAUAUCUACCCCGAGCUCCGAUCCUACAGCAACACAGUUGCUUAUGGAGUGUUGAAGAAUAGUCUCAGAAAUGACCUGUGUUUGGACCAAGGACCCAACACUGACAACAUUCCCAUCAUGUAUUUCUGUCAUGGCAUGACAGCACAGAAUGUAUACUACACCAGUUCCCAGCAACUUCACCUGGGAGUGCUAAGUCCAACCAUUGAUGAUGAUGACAACAAGUGUCUGGUGGAUGUGAACAGCAAACCCAGAUUGCUGGAAUGCACCUAUGCAGCCACCAAGCACAUGAAGCUUACCUGGACUUUCACUCCGGAUGGUUCCAUACAGAACACAGAGUCUCAGCGUUGUUUGGAGAUGGUGGAAAGCAGUCAGCCAGAGUUUAGUUUCCAGCUGGCCAUUCAGGACUGCAGCGGACAAAAAUGGACCAUCACUAAUGUACUGACUGUCCUUCCCCAGUGAACACAUUUUUGGACACUUUUAUUCUAACGGAGAGGAAAAAAAGGCUACAAUGAAAUACAAAAAUGGAUGGCUAGAUGGAUGGACGGACAGCUACUCAGCUCUGGUUUACAUUGGAAUAACUCUCUUGUUGGUCUAAGUAGGAAAAUGUGUUCAAAAACAGCCCUUGUUCUGAGACAUACUGUAUUUUUAAUGAGAAGAAAGAACAUUCGUAAUCUGAAAGGGAACAAAUUCAUAAACCUAUGUAACACCUCUGGUUAUUGCAGGAAGUCUGCUUGAAACAAAAUUUAGGGCAUCAGACCACAGUUGGAGAGUGUGGUCUUCCACUAUCAUUCGUGUACAGUAACUACAACCCCAAUUCCAAUGAAGUUGGGAUGUUGUGUGAAACAUAAAUAAAAAAAUAAUACAGUGAUUUGCAAAUCAUGUUCAACCUAUAUUUAAUUGAAUCAUUAACUUAUAAUUUUAUGGCUGCAACACGUUCCAAAAAAGCUGGGACAGGUGGCAAAAAAGAAUUUGAGGAAUGCUCAUCAAACACCUGUUUGUAACAUCCCACAGGUGAACAGGCUAAUUGGAAACAGGUGGGGGCCAUGCUUGGGUAUUAAAGGAGCUUCCCUGAAUUGCUCAGUCAUUCACAAGCAAAGAUGGGGCGAGGUUCACCUCUUUGUGAACAAGUGCGUGACGAAAAUGGUCGAACAGUUUAAGGACAAUGUUCCUCAAUGUACAAUUGCAAGAAAUUUAGGGAUUUCAUCAUCUAUGAUCCAUAAUAUCAUCAAAAGGUUCAGAGAAUCCGGAGAAAUUCACUGCAUGUAAGCGGCAAGGCCGAAAACCAAGAUUGAAUGCCAGCAUCUGUGAUGGUAUGGGGCUGUGUUAGUGCCAAUGGCAUGGGUAACUUACAAAUCUGUGAAGGCACCAUUAAUGCUGAAAGGUACAUACAGGUUUUGGAGAAACAUAUGCUGCCAUCCAAGCAACGUCUUUUUCAUGGACGCCCCUGCUUAUUUCAGCAAGACAAUGCCAAAGCACAUUCUGCACGCGUGGCUUCGUAGUAAAAAGGUGUGGGUGCUAGACUGGCCUGCCAGCAGUCCACACUUGUCUCUCAUUGAAAAUGUGUGGCACAUUAUAAAGUGUAAAAUACGACAACGGAGACCCCGGACUGUUGAACAGCUGAAUCUGUACAUCAAGCAAGAAUGGGAAAGAAUUCCACCUACAAAGCUUCAACAAUUAGUGUCCUCAGUUCCCAAACCUUUAUUGAAUGUUGUUAAAAGAAAAGGUGAUGUAACGCAGUGGUAAACAUGACCCUGUCCCAGCUUUUUUGGAACGUGUUGCUGCCAUAAAAUUCUAAGUUAAUGAUUAUUUGCUAAAAACAAUAAAGUUGAUCAGUUUGAACAUUACAUUUUAUUGUCUUUGUAGUGCAUUCAAUUAAAUAUAAGUUGAACAUGAUUUGCAAAUCAUUGUAUUCUGUUUUUAUUUAUGUUUAACACAACAUCCCAACUUCAUUGGAAUUGGUGUUGUAUAUAAAAUUUCAAUAGGGAUCAUUCCAAUAUGUUUGUGGGCAGAGGGCAACCUAUUCUCAUGAGCAAUUUGUAUGAUAUCCAUUUGAAAGUUGAGUGCUAUAUUUUGCCCAUGGUAUUCACAAGUCUAUGCCCUGGUACUAACCCCAGAAGCAAUACACUCCAAAACAAAGUUGCAAACUGAAAUGGAUCUAUUGAUGACACGACAUUGGUUGUAACAAAAAAUACUUGGUAUUAGCAUAUUGUACCAGGUUUCAAAAUGUAAUGGCAAAAAAAAAAGUACAGAUAAUAUCAUUCAGAUUCUCGAGUGAGGAAUAAAUUCAGUCAGAGUCAGACCUCUCUCUGUGAUUUUAAGUCCACUUAAACCAGGACAUGGAGCUACAUAGCAUUGUUUUGACUGUAAAGAUUUACUCAGAAUCAUAAGUAAUUUUGUCUCCAGUAUUUGAAGUCACUUAUCACUUUUGCAAAAAAAAAAAAAUUAAAAAAAAAUUUAAAAAUAGACAUUGUAACAAAAUAAACAUUUAGGAUGUACGCAAAUGUACAAACUACAGAUAGUCAAUGACAAUAUAAAGUGUGCAGUAGUACAGUAAUACUUGUUUUAAUUGAGUUGUAUAAAUGAUGCAGAGUGACAGAGCUAUAACGAUGAAUACAGUAAUAAUGGCCCGACAGAGAUGUGCAACUUGGCAAAAGUGCAUUGCAGACAUCACAUGACCAAACCCAGAAAAAAUGGUUUGGGAACUCCUUCCUUAUUAUGCUCUGAUAACAAACAGAACUCUGGGUUGAUGAAUGAUUUAGCAAGUUUGGGUUCAAACCAUCUCAUCAUCAACCCUUAGUUAUGCUAGGGGUUGCAAAAAAGCACAACAAAAAGCCCAAACAUUUUGGGCGCCUCUUAACAACGCUUGCGCGGGAAAAUGUAUAGGGAGAUUUUUGAAGACCUCCAAACCCUUUUAAAAAUGUUAAUUGUAAUUUUUUUGUUCCUAAUUACUCCUGCGACAAUCUUCAAACAAAAACAUAAUGAACUUGUUCAGUGUGACUGUCAUGUAUUAUAUUCUUGUCAUAUUUAACCCAGUUAGUUACAGGUACUAUUAAAAUUUUGUUUAAAAAAAAAAAAAAAAACAUUUGUACCCUGACUGGAACUGGAACUUUUUCUCAGCUACUGUGUUAGCAUCCGUUAUCAAACCUGUUCCAACUUUUGUGGCUCAGGCUUUAGAUCCUGGACUUUUCAUAGUUUCUCCAUUUUUAGGAGGUUGCUAAUAUUCAAAGUUGUGAAAAUGUCCAAGAUAUUUUAUUAGUCUAUCAAAAUUAGAUAUCAGAGCUGGAAAUAAAACUGCAAUAUAUCAA